AUUUAUCAACAGAUAAAGUCCCUUUUCUAAUAUUAUUCUUCUCAUAAUUGCCGUUGCAUAGACCAGGAAAGAAAAGAUGCAGCUAUUGGACUUUUCACUGUUGACAGUUAACACAACAUACUGAACCAGGUCAGGAUGCUGACAAUGAAUCCCCUUUCCCUGUUCAAUCAGAUCACAACUGUUCUUUAGAGGAGCCGGAUGGGGGAGGAGGCAGGGAGAAUCUCUGGCCGUCUCAUUGAUUUAAAGGGGUGCUGAAGUGAACACCAGAAAUGUACAGAUAACCUACAAUGGAGAAAGUAAACGGCCCCAGCCUGCCACUGCAACAGCUGGUGACCCAGCCAGUUCCUCUGACGGUCCAUGAGGAUUCCUUCUCUUACAAGGAAAAUCUGAUCGGUGCCUUGCUGGCUAUUUUUGGGCACCUCAUGAUCAGCAUUGCGCUCAACCUCCAGAAAUACAGCCAUAUCCGGUUGGUGAGUUGCAAAGAGUCUAAGGCUUAUUUUAAGACCAAGACAUGGUGGUGUGGUAUGUUCCUGCUCUGCCUGGGAGAAUUGGGGGUCUUCUCCGCCUAUGCUUUUGCCCCCCUGUCCCUGAUAGUGCCUCUGGGGGCAGUAUCUGUCAUAGCGAGUGCAAUCAUUGGAGUCAUAUUCAUCAGGGAAAAAUGGAAGCCUAAAGACUUCUUGAGGCGCUAUGUUUUGUCCUUCGUAGGCUGUGGCUUAGCCAUUGUUGGGACGUACCUGCUAAUCACCUUUGGACCAAACAGUCAUGAAAUCAUGACAGGGGAGAACAUCACAAAGCACUUGGUCAGCUGGCCGUUCCUUCUGUAUAUGCUGGUGGAGAUCAUUCUGUUCUGCCUGCUUCUAUAUUUCUACAAGGAGAAGAAAGCAAACUAUAUUGUGGUGAUUCUGCUCCUAGUAGCUCUCCUUGGUUCCAUGACAGUCAUUACUGUCAAAGCCGUUGCGGGCAUGAUCGUGGUUUCCAUUCGGGGGAAUGUGCAGCUGGGCUACCCAAUCUUCUACAUCAUGGUGGUUUGCAUGGUGGCGACAGCGGCCUUUCAGGCAGCGUUUUUAACCCAAGCUUCCCAGCUGUAUGAUGCGUCCCAGAUUGCCAGUGUGGGUUAUGUCCUGUCUACUAUGAUAGCCAUUACAGCAGGUGCAACUUUUUAUUUGGAUUUUAUUGGAGAGGAUGUACUCCAUAUUUGUAUGUUCGCCUUGGGAUGCCUGGUUGCAUUUUUAGGUGUCUUCCUGAUCACUAGGAACAAGAGGAAAUCCAUCUUUUUUGAGCCUUACAUCUCCAUGGACGCAAUGCCAAGCAUGCAGAAUCUGCACGACAACGGAACUGCAGUUCAACCAGACCUCAAAACUUCUUUUUCCUAUGGCGCCCUGGAGAACAACGAUAGCAUCUCAGAAAUUUACACUCCUGCUACAUUAACCAUUGUCCAGGAAGAACAUGCUUCCACAGGAGCCUCUGCACAUUCCUGCCGGAGCAUGGCACACAGCAAGAGCGAGUGAAUGCUCUUUGAUGGAAUAGCGUAGGUGUGAUUGUCCUAUUUAUUACCCCUCCCUUUCUCUUACUGAGCCCAAAAGGCAGCUGAAGUAGGGAUGAACUCAUAUAAUAAGCCUAAAGAAAGAAAAAACACGCUCAUUAAGAGUCACGUACCUGGAAUACAAAAGUAUUCCAUGUACCUGGAAAACAAAAGUAUUCCAUGUUAAGCUGAAUUGCAUUGGAAUCUGAACAGCUGCAUCAAAGGAAAUGCAGAAGGCCUUAGAGUAGCUAAAUAGGCCUUACGUAGGUGAGUACAGAUGCUCUGUUGCAACAGAAGCAGUGGUUUCGUUGGGAUAGUUGUAUACAGCAACUCUACACCAAGGAUUGUGUAUCUUUUAAAAUCAGACAGAAUAGCAUUCUCCAAGAAGUGUGUAUUGGGCAUUUCCCACGCUGAAAACUAGUUCUUUCCCCUUUUUCUGUUACCAUGGCUAACCAGAGAUGUAUUGAUGUGGUUGACUGGUAUGCCCUGUUCUCCUUUGUAUAUCUUCUUGUCCCCAGCUUGAGUGGCAGGGGGGCAGGAUACAUUUCAAGUGUUCUAUUAUCCUGGUCAAAAUGUUUGGUUACGCAGUUCAGCAUUUUCUCCCAGGAUAACCACUGAAAUAGGUGGGGCAGCAACAUGGUAACUGAAGACACAUUGCCACUGAAGACGCAUACCUUUCAGAUCAGCACACACCGCAAUCCAGUUUGGGUCCAGCAUGGGUCUACAGCCCCAGGUGUUGAAAAUGUGAUGGUUGGCUACCCCAAAGACCACCAUCUUGGAACCAUACUGUUUGUGGUUUUAAUAAGUGCCCUGAAAAUGAAUUUCUGCAUUGUGAUGUCCUUCGGAUUAGGCCUGGUCUUCAUAUUUAGCAGGCUGGGGUAAUACAGGAUGAAUUGCAUCAUUUCAUAUUACUGUUUGGAGACUGCAUUUGAACGCGCUGUUGUGGAUUAAAAAUACUUCCCCGCAAAUAAAGAGAGAGCCAGCUUCUGCAGGUGACCAUGAGUUGUGACCAAAACUUACUUCCUUCUUUCCCAUGUGUGGUAUUUAUGUUUAAAUUGCAGGAAUUAUUUAUAUCGGGGAGCAUUUUAAAAAUCUCCUGGUAUUUCAACUUCCAGUGUAUAAUACUGCAACCCAUUCUAUAUCUCAUCCUAUUGUGGCUGAAUUUUUUUCCUGCAAGUUUUUGUUUUUUUUAAUAUAUAUUAAGAGUUGUAUCUCCUGCUUCUCUCCAGCAGGUGAUAAUGCUUAUACAAUCUUGGCUGAUCUUAAAACACUAAGCUGUAUUAGACCUGGUUAGUAAUGAGGAUGGAAGACCUGUGGGAAAAUCCCAGAGUUAUAGGGUGUACUGGGAAAUGUAAGAAGCACCCCAGAAAAUAUAGGAUCUACCCACUUCCAUAAUCUUGUCAGAUUUCUGUUGGUUGCCAGUUAAAGAUGACUUCCUGGCUUCUUGGAAGAAUUACAGGUAGUCCUCACUUAACAAUCAUUUGUUUAGUGAC
This is a messenger RNA of Candoia aspera, 3015 nucleotides long. RefSeq names its product NIPA like domain containing 3 (gene NIPAL3). Gene Ontology annotation, biological process: magnesium ion transport. Gene Ontology annotation, molecular function: magnesium ion transmembrane transporter activity. NCBI's taxonomy places the organism in Eukaryota, Metazoa, Chordata, Lepidosauria, Squamata, Candoiidae. Gene Ontology annotation, cellular component: membrane. The transcript is spliced from 12 exons. The record is from RefSeq and is a predicted model, not a curated record. The coding region runs from base 288 to 1508 and encodes 406 amino acids.